AUGGUGGCGUUCAGAAACAGAUACAUGGUGAUGGAGGUUUUUCUCAACCCUAAUAGAGAAAAAGUGGGCGAUCAUUCUGUUAUAAUUACACAGUUUAAUGUCUCCAAAGCUGUGAGAGAUAGCAUUUUGGAGAAUUUUGGGGAGUGUGGUUUGGCUUCCUCGUUGGAUCAUUCCAAGGUAGUUAAGUAUGUGAAUCCAAUUACUAAGGUGUGUAUAAUUAGGGUAUCAAGGGAGGAGUAUCAGAAAGUAUGGUCUGCCAUUACAAUGGUCACAAAUAUUGGAAACUGCCCGGUCGUGUUUAACUUGCUGGAUUUGUCUGAGAGACUGAAUGAGGUUGAGCACAGGAUGAAGACAUUUGAGAAUAGCAUGAAUUUCAGCAUGGACAUGGAUCACGACCUCCACUCUGUUGAGGAGGUUACAAGAACAAAAAGUAACAGGGUAGACUUCUGCCGACAUGUUACUUAUGGAUCUGGGGUUAAAAUGUGCCGAUUCUUUACCUUGGUGGUAACUGGGAAACAGCUUCACGAUCCAUCCUAA
This is a messenger RNA of Sphenostylis stenocarpa, 537 nucleotides long. NCBI's taxonomy places the organism in Eukaryota, Viridiplantae, Streptophyta, Magnoliopsida, Fabales, Fabaceae. The record is from the annotation of a GenBank genome assembly.